Molecule: messenger RNA, 1674 nt
Organism: Zasmidium cellare ATCC 36951
Lineage: Eukaryota; Fungi; Ascomycota; Dothideomycetes; Mycosphaerellales; Mycosphaerellaceae
Exons: 2
Coding region: 1-1674 (557 amino acids)
Source: RefSeq, a predicted model, not a curated record
AUGUCGCGACAUAAAGUCUUGACGGCCGCACUGUUCCAUCUGGCCCAGCCAGCGAAUGUCACCUUCAAAGGCUCGAGUUCCGGCAAAGUCGAGUCGUUCCUGAACAUCAAAUUCGGCUCAGAUACCAGCGACCAGGCUCGAUUCGCACCUCCUCGCUCAUACACGUACCAGCCAAAUAGUUUUUACGACGUCAACAAGCCCGGCGCUGCAUGCCCACAACAAAAGGUCCCUCUGGGCGGCAUUCCACUUUUCGACAACGUGACGAACAUCUCCGAAGACUGCUUGACCCUGAGGGUGGAUAGACCAGUGGGAACGACUCAAGAUGCAAAGCUGCCGGUGAUGGUGUACAUAUACGGCGGAGGCGACACCGUAGGCCAGAUCUAUGAUUCCGCUUAUGAUCCCACCAAUCUGGUCUCCUCUGCUGCAGAGAAGGGCUUUCCAGUGCUCUACGCAGCAAUGAACUAUCGUGUGGGCAUCUUCGGCUUCGCAGCUUCGCCUGCUUUGAACGCCUCCAACUCCCUCAAUGUUGGGCUUCUGGACCAGAGACUUGCGCUUGACUGGUUUCAGGAGAACAUCUUUGCUUUUGGGGGAGAUCCAAAUCGAGUGACCAUCUUUGGUGAAAGCGAUGGCGCGACGAAUGUUGGACUUCAUAUCACUGCGUUUGGAGGGGAUGUCGAGAGACCACCGUUCCAGAGGGCGAUCAUGCAGUCCGGUGCUCCAACUGCUGACUCAAUUGCAGGCAACACCUCUGCUGUCAACACCGCUGCCGUGAUUCGCUUGACGAAUUGCACGGCGGCCACAAGCGAGGAGGAGCUGGCUUGUCUCCGGGCACUUCCUCUCUCGUCCUUGCUCAACACUACCGUCAUGUAUGAGUUUAGUGCUGCGCAGCUGGGCCUCGAUGUGUACAUACCGACAUCGCCAUCGCCUUUCAUCCCGGAUAGUCCUUCACGACUGCUGAACUCUGGUCAAUUUGCGCACAAUAUCGACAUUGUGACUGGCUGGGACGAGAACGACGGUUCAUUCUUCACGCCGACGACCAUUAAGACCGAUCAGGAUGUUGCCGCCUUCUUGGUGUCGUCGAUAGGCUUGGCAAAUUCUUCAGUUGACCAGGCUCUUCGUCUGUAUCCUGUCACAGAAUUUGAACAAGACGCCUCCUCAAACAUCUCGACUCAGUACUUCCGUGCGAGCCAGAUGUCGCGAGACUCGGAACACACAUGCCCCAGCCUCCUUAUGGUCCAAGCAAACAGCAGAUUUUCGAGAUGUUCGACUGCCAACUAUCUCUUCGCCCUGAACCAAACUGUCUUCACACCAAUUCUCAGAGCAGAAAACGCUUCCUACUACGGCGUUCCGCACUUCAGCGACAUCCCCUUCGUCUUCAACCAGGCUUCGACACGAUAUGCAGAAGUCUCAUCCUCGUCUGAUGAUACCAUCUCAAGUCUCAUGAGCGGUAGCUGGGCAGCAUUUGCGGAUCGUGGCCGAGUCUCAGGGGUCAAUGGGACCCUUCCUGACUGGCCUGGUAAGGAACAGCGAUGCUGUCCACGCGAGGAAGCGGCGAACGUUCGUGUUAUCGGUGGUCCUAACUCGGGCCUUCGCAGUGUGAAUAGCUACGAGCAUCUAACACGGCGGUGCGAGUUCUGGAACUCUCCUGCUGUAGCCGAGCAGAUAAAAGUCUAG